AUCAAAGUUGGAGAAGUUGUGCGGAGACCGAAGAUCGAAUGAAGAUGGAUUUUAAACGGACAUGAAUGUCAGAAAGUAAUCAGAAUUAAAAAGAAACAUCAAGAAUGAGGUCGAGAAGAAGAGAAGUGACCAGAGCUCUACCAUACUUCCUCAUUUUCACGGGAAUUUUAACUUUUUCAAAGUUGCCUUUAUUUUUUCAAAACAAAAUUCUUGAAAAUGGGGAAUUGGAAAUAGAAAUUGGUGAAAAUGAUUUUUUGCCAUUGGGAGGUGACUUUGAAAAACAUACCUCACGUAGACUUCUGGCCGAUGAUGGUCUUCCAAACUGCACGAAGGCUGCCAUCACAAAAUUCCCAAAAGGCUUCUUUACCGAUGACCAGCGAAAUAAGGGAGCAAUCAUUAUCCAUAUUCUAUUGGGAGCUUACAUGUUUAUUGCCCUGGCUAUAGUUUGUGAUGAUUAUUUUGUGCCUGGGUUGGAACAAAUUUGUGAAGCAUUGCACAUGUCAUCGGAUGUUGCGGGAGCCACGUUUAUGGCUGCAGGGAGCUCUGCACCUGAAUUAGCAACAUCUUUAAUAGGAACAUUUGUAACUCAGGAUGACAUUGCUCUAGGUGCAGUUGUUGGCUCAGCAGUCUUUAACAUCCUCUUUGUCAUCAGCGUUUGUGCCUUGUUUGGAGGGGCUAUUGUCCAAUUGAAUUGGUACCCUAUGGCCAGAGACACCAUAUUUUAUGCCAUCAGUAUUGUAGCCUUAGUCAUAGUUAUUCUAGAUGAAAAAAUAUAUUGGUAUGAAGGACUAAUUCUCCUUUUGCUAUAUGCCUUGUAUAUACUGCUGAUGAAAUUCAACUCAAGAAUUGAAGCCUACUGCUUGCAAAAAGUGGAUGGAUGCUGCAAUUGUACAAAAUUCUCAUGUACAAAAUCUUCUGAGGAUAAAGAAAAAAUAUUGAUGAAUGGUAACUCUGUCUCAGAAUCCAUGAAUUACAACUCAUUGAAGGACAAACACGAGACUGGUGACACUUCUGAAAGUGACUUUCCUAGUGAUGGUAUAGAAAAUGAUUCUAGAGAAUUCCAUCCACUUCUUAUUGCUCAAGGUGGUGAUAACUCUAUGCACUGCUUUAAUACUGACGAUGAAGAAAACAUGGUGCAGGUGAAGACGCACCUAGAAGAGGAAGUGGAGUCUCCAUUCCUCCCCCCUAAAGGCUGCUGGAGAAAGGCUCUCUGGGUCAUCUCUCUACCACUCAUUGCGUUGCUCUUCAUUACCAUUCCAGACUGCAGAAAAGAACGCUGGAAAAAGUGGUAUCUUCUGACAUUUUUAAUGGCAUGUAUAUGGACUGGUCUGUUUUCUUAUGUAAUGGUCUGGAUGAUAACAGUUAUUGGUCAUACGAUAAGUAUCCCAGAUUCCAUUAUGGGGCUUACAUUUAUAGCAGCAGGGGCUAGUGUACCAGACGCCAUAUCCAGCCUUCUUGUUGUCAAAGAUGGGUUUGGGGACAUGGCUGUGUCUAAUGCAAUAGGUAGCAAUGUCUUUGAUAUUCUGCUGUGCCUUGGAUUACCAUGGUUUCUGAAGUCAAUCAUUCAACAAAGCCCAAUUGUUGUAUUUAGCGAUGGUCUGGUCUACUCCUCCAUAGCAUUGUUCUCCACUGUAAUCUUCCUACUACUUGUAACUUAUUUGAAUGGUUGGAGAUUGACAAAACUAUAUGGAGCUAUACUCAUGGUGGCUUAUUUCGUUUUCCUAGUUUUUGCAUCAUUAUUUGAAAUGAAUGUAUUUGGGGAUUUUAAUCCCCCUGUCUGUCCAAUUAAGUUAUGAAAUCCAGUGAUGAAUAUUAAUUGACGAGACACCAGUGAUUAAUGGGAAUGCAAUCCAAAUUGCUAUUCAAAAAUCAGAUGAGCUGAUUCAAAAAUCAGUGGAGAAAUAUUUACAGGAUGUAUGGGAUGGAAAAAAGAUAUUUACAGAAAAAGUAUCUGAGAAAUUAUAAACAGGUCUCUCUUUUCACUGGUCUCCACUUAUUUACAAGGAUAUGGGUCAUUCAAGCAGCAUCACGGAUGGGCUUCCAGUACACGAGCAUUUUUCAUUUCACUUAUUUUCUAAAGCUAAGUGGAAAAGUCUUGCGACUUUGUUAAAGUUGCAUUCUUGGAACAGUAUGAAGAAAUAAAAUUGUAUUUUCUGAUUUGAACUGGAAACUGGGUGAUAUUUUUCAAGUAAAUAUUGCUGCUAGCUUUUUUAGCUAAAUAUGAGAAUGUAACUUGACUUCUUAAAGGAUGAAAGAGGAGAGUGAUGAAUUAUCUAAAUAUCAGCUGUUGCAGAACAGUCCUAUCUAGAUGGGGACCAGUGCUUUUGAAAAAAUUAUUUAUUCAUUAUAUUUUUAUUCUUCAUUUUGGUGAUGUGAAAAAAUUGCCAAUCUUUAUGUAUAUUUACUUGAACUCAUUGGCGUUCUAAUCAAUGUGACUUUAUUUUGUGUGGUCAAAAUUACAAAAUUUACAAAUGAAGUACAAGUACAAUAAUUUGACAUUUUGACACUGUUAUUAUUUUUGUUUUAAUGUAUAUUUGAUAUUUUAAAGAUGAAUCUAUAUAUAGAAUCUCUGUGAUAUAUUUUACAUCACGUACUGUGUGUAUAGUACAUGUAUAGCAUGUAAUAUUUGUGUUUAAGAUGUGUUUCGAACAAAAAAAGUUGCAGUAGAAAUCAAAAUUUGUCAAAUGUUUUCCUCCCCACUGUAUAUUAUUUAAACAGAAUAAUUGAUUUGAAAGACUGUA
This is a messenger RNA of Owenia fusiformis, 2741 nucleotides long. NCBI's taxonomy places the organism in Eukaryota, Metazoa, Annelida, Polychaeta, Sabellida, Oweniidae. The record is from the annotation of a GenBank genome assembly.